UGACGCUCCAUCAACAGCUGCAUAUAAGACAGCACCGUUGGGUGCAUGUAUAAUUGAUACCCAACUGCAUCCAUCUUCCAACUCACAGCAGCGACAACACUCUCCUUUUUACACCGUAGACUUUCCAACAUCAAUCUUCCUCUUCCAUCCACCAUCACCAUCAUCUACAAAGGCCAACACCAAACAGCAUCUCCUCACCAAAACACCCUCGCCAUGCCAUCUCUCACCCUCCCAACCUCAGCCUCGACAGAAACCCUCCUCCUCAAAUGCCAAAAAGAAACUCACAAAUCCCCCCUCCCACCAACAUGGACCUCCCACCCCCCCAACCAAGAAAUCCACCCUCCGCCCAACACCCUCGCCCUCGCCAUCCGCAUCGACGCCGCCUUCCCGACCUCGAUCCGCUUCUACGAAUCCGCCACCAACCGCCCCGUCGGCGCCGUCGGCCCCGAGUUCCGCGGCUCCCUCGUCCUCGUCCCCUGGCGGCCCGGCCUCAAGUUCGUCGUCGCGCCCUCGUGCAGGCGCAGCAACGGGUGUCUUGUCGGCGUCAUAAGGGAGCAGGGCAAGGGCGGCACGCCUAGGGGGGAUACUACUACUACUCCUGGAGAGACCUCCCCUCGGAUGGGUCCUAGUAGGGGAGCUGCCACUCCUGUAGAGACCUCCCCUCAGGUAGUUCUUGAUGGUGCCUCUGAAGAACCUCCCCAGGUAACCUCCAAAGAACCCCUCAGAGAACAUCCUCAGGCAGUCCCUAAGAAAAUCCCCAAGCAAACCCCUCAAGCCGUCCCAGAAAUAUCCCCCAUGCCCUCUCCAGGGAUCAACCCCAAACCAACUCCAACCUCAAUCCCAAAAAUCACCGCAAACAUGAAAGCCAAAAUAACCCCAAAGACGUCCCCAAAAGCACCCACCACAAUGAAGACCACGGGAAUAAGAGGAAGAAGCAACAGCAAAAGAAAGAGCCUCAUCCCCGUCGCCAUCCCCAAGAAAAGCAGCACCUCCUCUGGCUCCGAUGGCAAGGCGGCGCUCAACGGCCAAGAAGAAGGAGGAGGAGAAGAACGGCCUCCUCGACAUGGAACGGCAAUUCCCUCUCCAGUCAGCAGCAGCGGAAGCCGGAAGCGCAAGCAUGUGAGCUUCGACGAUGCAAUCGUGACGGGAAAGCGAUCCAUCAGGAUGGCGGUGCCGGGACACUAGACGCGAGAGACAGCAAUGUGGUCAAGCCCGGGCAGCAAAGUUGAUGGGUCAUUUCUUUUUACUUUGUUCUGCAAACUUUGAUUGAGUCUGUUCAACAUCUCCUUGGACUUGAACUGGUAUUUCACAGUAGGCACUCAAUAUCAAGACAAUUCACAACAAGACAGCACUUUCAACAGCGCAACGAUUUACAGCUUUUAUUUCUUUCAGC
Messenger RNA from Trichoderma reesei QM6a, 1393 nucleotides. RefSeq lists its product as uncharacterized. The coding region runs from base 214 to 1185 and encodes 323 amino acids. Lineage: Eukaryota; Fungi; Ascomycota; Sordariomycetes; Hypocreales; Hypocreaceae. The transcript is spliced from 2 exons. The record is from RefSeq and is a predicted model, not a curated record.